GUGACUGGGAGGACCCUGGUUGGGGGUCAUUACUUUCAACUCAGGCCUUUUUUUUCUUCUUCUUGGAAACUACGCUGGGCCAAGUGUGCGACUGACUCUUUAAUCUGCACUUUUCAGACCGUGGGCAGACCGGGUAAACACUGGUCAAUCCCAAGUUCUUUUGGAAGACAUACAUGUUGAGUAAAAAGGACCGCCGAGACAGGAUAGUACUUGGCAAAGAUUUAGGAGACCAGCCCUUACAACGCAACAAUAGCAUCUUUAAGAGAGGUCUAAAAGUAAGACAAAAGUAGUUAACUCCUAUAGUGAGAAUGCAGAGAGGGAUGCACCUGCUGAUAAGAAGAGGGACCGUGUCCUUCACAGAACAGAACUGGCUCUUUUGAGGAGUGAUUCAUCAUGUUUGUGGGCGCUCCCGGAUCAAAUAUGGAAAUCAACAACAGCAUGCAUCAUUUCCAGGAGUGGCUGCGAUCACUUCCAUCCAAAGUUCCAGGCUGGGAGGACUACUGGAGUCUGCUGCCUUCCUCCUCCUCCCUGCUGGGUCUGGGAGCUCUGGCUUCCCUCACUGCUUAUUGGCUGCUGACCCGCCCACGCCCCAUGCGGCCGCCCUGUGACCUGCAGGCCCAGUCUGUAGCCGUGAAGGGCGACCCCACCUGCAGGCGCUCGGCUCUCCUUCAAGACGAUUCUCUGCUGGAGUUCUACUACGACGACACCAGGACGGCCUACGACAUGUUCCGCAGAGGCCUGAGGAUCGCAGAAAGCGGUCCAUGUCUGGGCUUCAGGAAGCCGAGCCAACCUUACCAGUGGAUCUCCUACUCUGAGGUGGCCCAGCAAGCCCAACUGCUGGGCUCUGGUCUGCUGGCGAAAGGCUGCCAACCCAAGCCUCAGCAGUUUGUUGGCAUAUUUGCACAAAACAGACCGGAGUGGAUAAUUACAGAGCUGGCCUGCUACACUUACUCCAUGGCGGUGGUUCCUCUGUACGAGACCCUGGGGCUGGAGGCCAUGGUCCAUAUCCUCAACCUGGCGGGGAUCUCUGUGGUGGUCUGCGACCGCGAGGAGAAGGCCGCCUCGCUGCUGGAGAACAAGGAGAAGGGCCACGCUCCCAAACUCUCCUGCCUCGUUCUCUUUGACCACUUCAGCCAGGCCCUGGUGGCCAGGGCCAGGGCUUGCCAGGUGGAGGUUCUCAAACUGUCACAGCUCAUGGAGCUGGGAAGGCAAAACCUUCAAGAUCCUGUGCCGCCCCAGCCUGAGGAUCUGGCCGUGGUUUGCUUCACCAGUGGAACCACAGGCAAGCCUAAGGGAGCCAUGAUCACCCACGGCAACAUCGCCUCCAACACUUCCUCCGUCAUCAAGAUCCUGGAGGGUUCCUUUGUGAUCGGACAAGAAGACAUCUCCAUCUCCUACCUGCCGCUGGCACACAUGUUUGAGAGGAUGAUCCAGGUGUCUAUGUUCUGUCACGGAGCUCGUGUGGGCUUCUACCAAGGAGACAUCUCCCUCCUGAUGGACGACAUCAAAACCCUAAAGCCCACCUUCUUCCCCGUGGUGCCUCGCUUGCUCAAUCGCAUCUACGACAAGAUUCUGGGCUCGGUGACGUCUCCGUUGAGGCGAGCGCUGCUCCACUACGCCGUGAAGAGGAAGCAGGCGGAGCUCGGCAGCGGCGUGGUGCGCAACAACAGGCUUUGGGACAAACUGGUCUUCAACAGGAUCCAGGCCAGCUUAGGAGGAAACCUGCGCUUCGCCCUAACGGCGUCCGCUCCCAUCUCCCCCACCGUGCUGUCCUUCCUGCGAGCCACGCUGGGCUGCCUCAUCUUCGAAGGUUACGGGCAGACGGAGUGCACAGCAGGGUGCACCUUCUCCAUGCCAGGCGACUGGAGUGCAGGACACGUUGGUGCUCCUCUGCCUUGUGCUGCCGUCAAGUUGGUGGACAUUCCUGACAUGAACUAUUACACCAAGGACGGAGAAGGAGAGAUCUGCAUCCGCGGCCCCAGCGUGUUUAGGGGCUACUUGAAAGACCCCAAGAGGACGGCCGAGGCCUUGGACGCUGACGGCUGGCUGCACAGUGGUGAUGUUGGCCAGUGGCUGCCAAACGGCACGCUGCGCAUCAUCGACAGGAAGAAGCACAUCUUCAAGCUGUCCCAAGGAGAGUACAUCGCUCCUGAGAAGAUAGAAAAUGUUUACCUGCGCUGUCUACCUGUGCUGCAGGUCUUUGUGCACGGAGAUAGUCUGCAGUCCUAUCUGGUAGGUAUAGUCGUCCCAGACCCUGAGGUGAUUGGAGACUGGACUAAGGAACGAGGACUUGUGGGCUCCUAUGAAGAACUCUGUCAAAACCCUGACGUGAAGGCGGCCAUGUUGGAGGACAUGAGGGCUGUUGGCAAGAAAGCAGGACUUAAGUCCUUUGAGCAGGUGAGAGACCUCCACCUGCACUCUGACACCUUCAGCGUGGCCAACGGCCUCCUGACACCCACCCUGAAGAGCCGACGUGCUGACAUCCGCCGAGCCUUCCAGGAGCAGAUCCACGCCAUGUACAGCAAGACGUCAUGUGACUAAAACAAGCUUUCACUUUGCAAACACUCUCACAGAAUACUACCUUUUUCUUCCCAAGUCAGCCUAAAAACUUCUUCAAAAUAUAUUUAAGUCCAUUUUUAUUCCUUUCAAAGCCU
This is a messenger RNA of Entelurus aequoreus (snake pipefish), 2654 nucleotides long. RefSeq names its product acyl-CoA synthetase long chain family member 2 (gene acsl2). Gene Ontology annotation, molecular function: arachidonate-CoA ligase activity. Bases 394 to 2541 code for a protein of 715 amino acids. The record is from RefSeq and is a predicted model, not a curated record. Lineage: Eukaryota; Metazoa; Chordata; Actinopteri; Syngnathiformes; Syngnathidae. Gene Ontology annotation, biological process: very long-chain fatty acid metabolic process; long-chain fatty-acyl-CoA biosynthetic process; long-chain fatty acid metabolic process. Gene Ontology annotation, cellular component: endoplasmic reticulum; membrane. The transcript is spliced from 20 exons.